This is a messenger RNA of Pecten maximus, 1251 nucleotides long. RefSeq lists its product as uncharacterized. The coding region runs from base 265 to 1152 and encodes 295 amino acids. Lineage: Eukaryota; Metazoa; Mollusca; Bivalvia; Pectinida; Pectinidae. The record is from RefSeq and is a predicted model, not a curated record. The transcript is spliced from 6 exons.
GGAAUCGACCAUGGCCAGGCGGUCCUACUGUAGUGUGCUACCUAAGGACCGAAAGUUUUGAUCAUACAUGUCGGAGGCGAUUAAACUUCAAACGUUUGGUAAAACCGCGGAGGUAUCAAGCAUAAACAAACAUCCCUUUAAUGUAAUUUGCUCGUUAUAUUCAUCAAUGAGGACAGGCAUUCUAAAUAUAGUUAGGUAUUGUUAUCUGACUCUCCCACGCGCCUAUAAAACUGUCUUUAUCUAACCUCACACAUAGACCUGGUCAUGUUGACAUUACUUCUCGGUUGUCUUUGCUUUCUGGGGGAGAUAUUAGAUUCCUCCUCCUCAUUACAAACUAAAGCAUCUCCACAUUUUCUUCCUGGGACUCCAUUGGGUCACGUGAAUGCUCUUGACGAGACUUCCGGUUUAUGCGCGAGCAGAAUACACCAAAAUAUCCUGUAUGCGCACAAUGACAAGGGAUACGGGCCAAAAAUAUAUGCCAUCAGCGCCCUUAAUGGGGAAUUAAAAAAAAUAAUAAGCAUCCAUGGCGCUCACAACUACGACUGGGAGGAUGUGGCCUGUGGUCCUUGUGAUGAAAAUGGAGGACAUUGCAUUUACAUCGGAGAUACAGGGGACCACGCCGGAGACGGUGCACGUAAUAUCAUUUACAAAGUGCGGGAACCAGCCACAUUGAAUUCACAUGGAGAUUUGAGGGUAGAUGUCGAGGCACAGAUUCGUUUUGUUUGGAGCCCUCAUCAACAAGACAGCGAGACCUUAAUGGUGGACCCACAACGUAACCUUUAUCUUAUCUCAAAAGUAGCAGAUGGUCAAGGCCGAGUUGGCAUGAUUCAUAGUUCUGCUUGGAAUCAUUCAUCAUUACCAAUGGUAUCGGACCUCAUCAUCCUUCCGCUCUCGACCGGAAGUGAUGACCCCACAGGCGGGGACAUCUCCCCCGACGGUCAGGAGAUUUUAAUACAGGCCCAUCAUCAAAUUUUCUACUGGCAAAAAGAUGACAGGACAAGCGUCAAAGAGACGCUUAUUCAAAGUCCGAUAGGUGUUUCGUUCCACCACGAGAAAGAUGCGGAAGCCGUGGCGUGGGACGCGGACGGGAGAGGUUAUUACACCGUUUCCGAGGGACACCACGAGACUCUGUAUUACUACACCAGACAAUGACCACUACAUCACUACCGUCUUAUAUUUAUCAUUCCGCGGAGAAUAGCGAGAAUUAGUGUAAACAAACACGAAAAUAUAUAUAAUUUAACAAUUACGACA